Messenger RNA from Aspergillus thermomutatus, 1779 nucleotides. Its product is annotated as glycosyltransferase domain-containing protein. Lineage: Eukaryota; Fungi; Ascomycota; Eurotiomycetes; Eurotiales; Aspergillaceae. The transcript is spliced from 2 exons. The record is from RefSeq and is a predicted model, not a curated record. The coding region runs from base 1 to 1779 and encodes 592 amino acids.
AUGGUUACCUUUGUCGGUUCCACCCCCUGGGUCGACCAGUAUAAGUCUUUGUGCUCGACGGCGACGACGCUUCUGCAACGAGUCUAUCUAUAUGGUCGACUGAGGACACCCGUCAAUUACUGGCUCAAGUAUCCCUCGUACCACCCGUUCAGUGGCCGCCCCGAAGACACGCCAAUGCUCAACACUGGUGGACCUACUCUGAGUCUGAAUGACACUCUGCCGAACAGUCUGCAGAAAAAUAACCCUUCUUUUCACCUGGUAUUGCCCGCUGGGCAGAAGAGCGCCGCGCUUUGUCGCACAAUAACCUCCGCAAUGAUCUUGAAUUACCCCCCGCCUACCUUGGUCCGAUACGGCAGAAAGCUCCCAGACGGAUCCUCCGAUUAUGAUUACAUGGUGGACCGUGUGACGGGCAUAUACAAUUUUCUGGAAUACACCUCGCACGUGCGGGACGGCGAUUUUGUCCUCAUCGCCGAUGGCUAUGACGUUUUCUUCCAAUUACCGCCGGAGGUGCUCAUCCAGCGGUUUCAGAAUAUCCUCAGAGAGAAUAAUGCCAAGUUGAGAAAGAAAUACGGCCUUGUGACGGAGUAUCAUCCUUACCGCAGAGGCCUGGAGGAGACCCUGCAGAAAUACUCUCAAAGAGUGCUAUUUGGUGCAGGCAAAGAGUGUUUUCCCAACAUCACCGCGGACGCCGGCUGUGUCACCGUGCCGCAGUCCAGCUUGCCCCCGGAUGCCUACGGCUGGAAGACCGAUAUUCAUCCGCAGGGACAUUUGACCCGACCACGGUGGCUGAAGCCCGGUACGGUGAUCGGCCAGGCUGCCGAUCUGAAGUUAAUCUACGCCGAAGUACUGCGCUUCGUGGAGGAAAAUCGUCACAACCAUAGUGACUAUCUGGCCCUGACCCAGAUGUACGGACGCCAGGAGUACGUGCGAGAGCUGGAAAGACGGAGAAGUUCCAACCGGCUCAAGGAGUUGGUCCACCGACUAAUCGGCAUUUCCGAUGCUGCGAAUGUCACGGGCGUGAAUCCGCGCCUCGAGACCGGUCAUCGCUACGAAUAUGGAAUCGGAGUGGAUUUUGAAUCUCGUCUAUUCUUCAACACAUACAAGUCGAAGACGGACGUCGAAUGGCUCCAGUACCACAAUAUCUCCACGACAUCUUCUGUCCAGAUGCACCACGGCGUUCCUCGCGAGAGGCGUCUCCUGCUUUCCGCCGAUCUUGCCAGUCCAAGGCUUGGCAAUCCCUUCAUCCAACCCAAGUUCGCCAAGGACGAACAGGUCAAACCAGAGUUCAACUCAACUCUUGACGCUCUUCCACCCCCGAAGAAUCAUUCAUGGCAUCACAUGCCCUUGCUGACCAAUAUCCACUCGGCCUCUGUGCCGGCCCUGAUUCAUCUUGACGAAGAAAAGCCGGUCAAGGAUGACAAAAGCUGGCCGGUGAAGCACCCCGAACGGCUGAUGCGAGAUACCUGGUGGUACAACAUGUGGUACCAGCCGUGGGCUCGUGCGCUUCUCCGCAAGUACAUGCGUAGCCCGACUGGAUUUGACGCUGCCCAAUCAGCCCUGCUGGGAGGCCAAGACUGGUGGGAUCUGCGCGGCGGCAAGGGAGGCGUGUGGACGGACAAGGGAGAGUGGCUCGACUAUGCGGAGGUCUGCGCGGGCUUUGAAGACGAGGUUUUCGACGAUGAUCUGGGGAGAUGGGGCGAGGAAGGCGGGGACGCGGAUGAGCCUGUUUACAAUCAGUUCGGCAACCUGGUCAAAGGCAAAGAGGACUCGUAUUGGUAG